GCACAUUAUGAACAAUUUAAUUUGUCGAAAGUGUGAAACAACAAUUAAUAGGAAAGAAUAGAAAAUUAAAAUAAGAAAAAAAAAUCAAUCAAUCAGAUUAAAUUGUAAAACGAAAGAGAAAAACAAUUUAACUCUAAUUAUGGUUUUUCCUCUGUUGAUACUUUUAGGUUCUUCCCUUUUAUUGAAUAAACUUCAAUUGGGAAUUUUUAAUCAACACCAAUUGAAUGAUAACGCUAAUCAAUCGUGUGGAAUUAGUUUACAAGUGACCUCAGGAAAUGAUCGGAUCAUCGGUGGACGAACUGCCCUUGAGGGUGAAUUCCCAUGGCAAGUUUCAAUUCGUCGAUAUUCAUCAAUCGAAUCAAAAUUUGUUCAUAUUUGCGGUGGUUCAAUCAUCUCUGAUCAAUGGAUAUUAACAGCAGCUCAUUGUGUUCAUGGAAUUCCUGAGAAUAAUUUCAAAAUCGUUGCCAAUAUAACGAAAUUAUCGGAGGCCAAUGAUUACCAUUUCGUUCAUGAUGUUUCAAAGAUUAUCGUUCAUCCAGAAUUUAAUGAGGAAACGAAUAUAAAUGAUAUUAGUCUGAUUAAAUUGUCUUCACCUUUGAAUUUAAUUAAAUCAAAUGGACACAUGGGACCAGUUUGUCUUCCUAAAUUGUUCAAUGAUUUACCACCGACAAGAAAUGAUCGUGGGUCAGUUAAUUUUGUUACGGUUACUGGCUGGGGAUCAACUGAUGAGGAAGAUGGUGACAAUUCAGUUAAUCUUUUAGCUGUUGAUGUUAUUCUGGUUGAAAUGGAUAAAUGUAAUUCAACUUAUGAAGGUGGAAUCGCCAGUGGCUUCAUUUGUGCUGGUCUAAUUGAGGGUGGGAAAGAUUCAUGUCAGGGUGAUUCUGGUGGUCCAUUGGUUUAUCGGGAUUCCAAUGGAAAGGCUCAUCUUAUUGGAAUUGUUUCUUGGGGUGAAGGUUGUGGACGAAAAGCUAUACCAGGAGUUUAUGUGGAUGUUAAAUACCAUUUAAAUUGGAUCUAUGAUAAUAUUAAUCGUUACAAUUAAAUUGAAACAUCAACAUGACCAUUGGACUCGAAGAUGAUUUUAUUAUUUUAUCCAGAGAGAGAGAGAAACGAAACUUAUUAUUAUCAUUUAACUUUUUCUGUUAUAACUGUUUACCUUUAAGACUCUUUCAAUCUUAAAAUUAAUUUCAAAUCAUAAUAUUUAUUUGCAUACAAUUCAUUAAUUCGCACUUUAAUUUUCCAUUUAAAAACCAAAAUAAAUCAGCUAAUUGUUGGUUAA
This is a messenger RNA of Panonychus citri (citrus red mite), 1279 nucleotides long. Its product is annotated as trypsin-1-like. Gene Ontology annotation, biological process: proteolysis. Gene Ontology annotation, molecular function: serine-type endopeptidase activity. Lineage: Eukaryota; Metazoa; Arthropoda; Arachnida; Trombidiformes; Tetranychidae. The transcript is spliced from 2 exons. The coding region runs from base 140 to 1042 and encodes 300 amino acids. The record is from RefSeq and is a predicted model, not a curated record.